GUAACAUUGGAGUUAUUGGAAAACAGGAACGCAUGUGGUCCGGCUUUUCUGAAAUAUUCCAACGUGUCUGUUUAUUCGAAAGUGAAAUUUAGCUGCUGUCAAGCUACAUAGAGACACACUCUGUUUCGUAGAGACACCAUUGACGUUGCUCUUUUCUUUCUUUCAAGCUGGCGAAGGAAGCUGAAGCUCAGUCUUUAUAAUGUCACAGGCCACCAAACGCAAACAUGUUGUCAAGGAGGUUCUUGGAGACUUUGUCACUCCCACAGAGAACCAGCAGAUUGUGAAGAUCACUGGUAGCCGUGGCAACAACCUCCAUGAAACUGUCACGGCCCAGGGCGAGACUUUCCUUGUGAGCAUGCCCACCAAGUUCCGCAAGAACAUCUGGAUCAAGAGAGGUGACUAUGUGAUUGUGGAUCCCAUUGAGGAAGGAGAGAAGGUGAAGGCAGAGAUCAGCUUCAUUCUCUACAAAGAUCAUAUUCAGUACCUGCAAAAACAGAAGCUCUGGCCAGAGGGUUUUACAGAGGAGUCGUCAGAACAGGAAGCAACGAACAAACAGCAGGAAAAGGAAGAAGAGAAAGACGAGGAAUAUAGUGACUCUGAAGAUGAUGAGAGCGACCUCUUUGUAAACACUAACCGCUGUAACUAUGAGUACAGUGAGAGCGAGGAGGAGGACAGUGAGGAAGAAGAUGAUGACCAAGAGGAACGGACAGAAAAUGGCUCAUAGUGGCAGCACUGUGGACACGGACAAUCGAGAGGGAGAGUUGUGAACAUUAUGAGACAGUGUGCUCUGCUGUGCUGCAGCUGUCACUGCCUCUGGACUGCCUGAUGUAGUCAUUAAAUGACUGGACUUUAACUCAGUGGAACAAAAUAAGUCUUGCUUGUGAAAGUGAAUUGAAAAAAAAAAAAAUCAGAAAUCAGUGACGUCAAACUUUAAGUCAAAGGUAAUGAGAAUCAUGUUUGAAAUUCUGACGGAUCAGUUUCUACUCUGCUCUCAGUGUCUCAGACUCACGCAUGUUUAUACUCUGAUCUCAAGUGCAGUACAUUACAGGAUACACAGUACUCCCAGGCUUACUGUACAUUUACAGGUUAAGGUUAAUUGUUAUAUCCAUUCGUCCUCCUCUACAGGACAAAAUAAAUCUAUAACAAACUCACAAAAAGUGUGUGACUCAGAACCUUGGCACUAUCAUCAGAACACGUUUGUCAUGUUUGAUUUUAAUUGUUAGUUCAGACUGUUGAAGAAGCCCAGGGUGUGGUAGGAAUUGAAACACCUUUCCACUUUCACCAGCCCUUUGAAGAAUAUUGUUUUAACUAGCUGGUCAGUUAAUGCUCCUUUACAAAGCUAAAUGUCAUGCUCAUUGUAAAGAUUCGAUUUUCUAAAUGCAGCUGAUUGGUGAUAUACUUUGUCACAGACGCUGAAAGAUCAACAUGCUCUGGUUUCAGCUGACUUUGUAUCACGCUGUAUUCAAUAGUUUGUUGUUGUGACUGCUUUGUGACUCAUCUUUGCCGACAUUCCUUACGCAGUUGCUGAUUUUGGUUUGUGUAAUGAUGAACAUAUUGGAAAUAGAUUCAUUCUUGAGCUGUGUCUUCCAAUUGUAAAGAAUGUCCGUCUUUUCAUUUCAUGUUCAAAGACCCAUCUCUUUUAGAUGCAGUUGUGCAGAAGUAAAACAAGUGUAUGUAUAAAAGUAUCUUCCAUAAGUGCAACGUAUAAAUUCCCAAAAGCUGAGCUCACAAUAUUUGACGUGAAGUGUCACUGAGUCAUUUGUUCCACAACUGGAACCAGUUCAACAGGAACUUCCGACUUGAUGCAUUUUGCCCCCCAGGUGUUAGCGGAAACUUAAUGAGACAACAUGCUGCAUAAACAAAGUGGUGCUAACUGCCUACGCUCAGCUAUUUGCGUGGAAGACCGUAAUGCUGUGAACUAACUGCAAUGUGAAAUACUCACUGACCAGUUCUGUUCAAACAUUAUGUUGUGCAACAGACUAACAAGCAUGGAUGUUACCUAAUUCUUAAAAGUGUGAAUAUUUUGACACGUUUGAAAGCUAUUUAUUCUUGAUGAGAUCAGCCAAGGGUGUUGGGCUGUUUACUUAUAGGGCAAUACGGUGUCCCCAGGAAAUGGCAGUCGUAUAUAGCUCAUUCCUGUGUUAAUACAUUUGUAAUAAUGAAAUGAAAUUGGUCAUUGUGCAUACAUAAUGGUUAUUAAAACACAAAAACAUACUACAUUGGUUUUAUCAUAAUCAUUAGUAAAUAAUGUUUUUGCAUCCUUAUUAAAAAGAACAUUGUCUUGUGAGUACAUAUUAAUAAUUUUGGCAGCUUUGGCACAGUUUAGAGAGAUUUUGGGUGUGUUCAGAAUCACAUACUGUCGCUGCCCUUAAAAAGUAUGCACACACAAUCAGAGCAUAAACUUUCUCAUAACGGCACCCAGAACUUUGACCCUCUUGCUUUUAUAUCUGUUUCCUUGGAGAUAAAUUAAACGCCACUUACCGGGUUUGCCAGAGACAAAAUCAACCCGGAGAGCUCUGCUGUUGUUACUUUGCAAUGUGUGUGGUUUAACUUUAAAGUUUAACCACACAGACUGAAGAUUCUAAAAUAUUUGCGACAGUGAAAUUACAUCUGCAGUUCUCUGUCAUUGUUAUUUUUUAUAGUUAUAUCCAUUUGUUGUAACAUUAUGAUUAUUUUGUUCACUUAAUUAAUAUUUCUAUUAUUACUAUUUGACUGGUUAUCUGUCACUUGAAUACGCUGUCAUCCAUCAUUGUGGCUUCUUACAGCUGUCAAUGAGGUGUCAUCUGUUUGCAGCUCCAUCGAUGUGACGUAUUGUACGCUAUUCUGAUUGUGGGUCAGAAUAGCCAGAAAACCAUGCUGGCUUGCAUGUUGCAAAGUCAGACAGGAUGUAAUAGAACAUCCCGGUAUUUUUGGCAUACUGCAUUUGACAUACAAUAUCUUUUCCUGGCAUAUUAUGUAGUAAGGUACUACGGGUAUUGGAAUGCACAGUUUGUCUUACCCCCAUACCCAGUGGAAGUUUUGCUUUUUCAAUGUGUUACAUCCUUAUUAUCCUUAUGUACAUCCUUAUUAUACUUUCAGUGUAGCUGUUUUGCUUUUGGUUGUAUUUUAAUAAUUAAAAUGUGUCUUUUAAAGGUCCAGUAUGUAGGUUUAGGGGCAUUUAUAUGCAGAAAUGGUAUAUAAUAAUCACAGCGAUGUUUUCAUUAGUGUGUAAUCAUCUGAAAAUAAGAGUUGUGCUUUCAUUGUUUCUAUCUUCAUACAGAGCAAGUCCUUUUCCACAGAGUCUGCCAUGAACAGACAAACCAAACACUGGCUUUAGACAGUGUCAUUCACGUUUUCAUAUCGGCCACCAUAGUUCUCCAACAUGCUUGGCACACGGGAGAAGUUUCAGUUCUGCAACCUCAGUGCUUUUUCCCUCUAAAUAUUACACAGUGGACCUUUAAACCAUAACACUGUAAUAAAGACGCUCAGAAUGAGGAAAGAUAAACAUAAAAUGGGUAAACAUCCAAAAAAGUUGAUAUUAACAGUUAGCUGUCUGAUGGAGUUAGUGGACUGACUGUAGUUUAAACAUUAAUGUCUUACUGGACAGGGUGAGCGUCCACAGCUCAGUCUGUUCCUAGGAGGGCAAUUGUCAGCCCCUCGCUCAUUGGGAGACACUCCCAUCACAGAUGUAGAAAGCCACUAACUCCACCUUUUGUCUAUGACUUUAGUUUGAUGUCACCGCAGCGUUCUUUCAUCUUUUAUAUUUGCUCUCAUCCCAGGGCUCUCCCUCCAUGCGCUUGCAUUAUCACAUUUGGAAUACGUUUUAUUCUACAUUUGCUUUCAUACCAGUAGGCUACAUCCUUCGUCUGUAACAGUUGCCUGAGGAAGGCAGAAUGUAAAUAAGUCCACUGGUUAUAUGUUAAGUUUAUUGGGAUGUGAACGAACCUGAAAAACAGGAAUAAACACAAAUGUAUUUCACACAUUCUUCAUGAGUCAGUUCCUUAUAGCAGGCCUAAUGGGAGUGGGGCCGACACCAGCAGCUCAUUCAUGGCAGAUGAUGUAAACGUACCGAGGGCUUUCCAGUUUCAGCUCUGAAAAACUGGCUCGACCGCUGUAACCCCAAACUCAGUUUAACAAUAGCUACGUUAGCAUAGUUGCUUUGAGCAAAUUCCUUACAGUAUGAACACUGACAGAUAAUUAGAGCUCAAAGCGUACAGUGUUCCAGCCCGUAAACCAAGGCUGUCCUUUCAGAGGGGAGAAAUAACACGUUGUUCCUCUUAAAAGUGAAACACAAGCAUUAAAACACUACUUUGCUGCUACAUCCUUACUGUGUUAUGAUCACUAACGUUAGCUUAU
Messenger RNA from Epinephelus fuscoguttatus (brown-marbled grouper), 4335 nucleotides. RefSeq names its product eukaryotic translation initiation factor 1A domain containing (gene eif1ad). Gene Ontology annotation, biological process: translational initiation. The record is from RefSeq and is a predicted model, not a curated record. The coding region runs from base 200 to 724 and encodes 174 amino acids. Gene Ontology annotation, cellular component: nucleus. NCBI's taxonomy places the organism in Eukaryota, Metazoa, Chordata, Actinopteri, Perciformes, Serranidae. The transcript is spliced from 5 exons. Gene Ontology annotation, molecular function: RNA binding; translation initiation factor activity.